AUGGAGGAUGCUUUAACACAUGUCGAUGAUUCCUACAUAGUCCUUGAAACAAUAACUAGUCGACAAAUUUUCUUGAACGUUAAGCGCCCCGGAAAAAUUGCUGAAGAGUUCUCAGUUAAAAAACAGUCGAAACCUAAUAAGUUGAAGCCAUCAGUGAAGUUAUACAACAAUUAUAGCGACUUCACCAGAGAAACAUUUAUAGACCGUAUGCUCGAAAAUCUUCAAGAGCGUGGACUAGUGGCCAAGGUUGCAAAAGACUUAAAUAUUAAUUACCGCACUACGUUAAGAUGGCGGAAGUAUUACGAAGGGACAGAAGGGGUUGAGCAUAAAAAGUCUGAACAAAACAGUGGUCCGAAAAGCUCAUUUACAGCCGAGCAUAGCGAGUAUAUAAAAGAGCUACUCGAUAAUGACCCCCAUUUAUAUUCAGACGACAUAAUAAAUAGUUUGACUGAGCGAUUUGAAGACUUUACUAUAUCAAAGUCGCAACUUAAUAACCAUUUACGAAACACAGUGCUCAUCACUGUGAAAAAACCGAUAUUUGAACCUGAAGUCAGAAACUCAGUGGGAAACCUACAGACGAGAUUCGAGUGGUUUAUAGAAUGGAAAUAUUCUGAUCUGGAUUUUACAAAAAAAAUUGAUGAAGCCGCGUUUCAUAUUAAUAUGAGAAAUAAUUGA
Molecule: messenger RNA, 675 nt
Organism: Rhizopus microsporus ATCC 52813
Lineage: Eukaryota; Fungi; Mucoromycota; Mucoromycetes; Mucorales; Rhizopodaceae
Exons: 1
Coding region: 1-675 (224 amino acids)
Source: RefSeq, a predicted model, not a curated record